AGGGAGGGUUAGCGCGGGGCAGUGGUCCCCCACUUGCGCCCGGCUUCUUCCCUCCGCUCCGGGCGGCUAGCGUUUGCAGCCGUCGAGAACGACGCCCCGGCAACGAGUGACGCGGCGCCGCAGCGGAGCAACCGAUUGGCCGGCGCACGCCCGCUGCUGCCUCGCGGCCUGCUCCUCCCAGGCUUUGCCCUCCGUCUGUCCUCGCCAGUCCUCCCCUGGUGACCUUCGUGGCUGGCGGCCCCACGACGCGGACAUCGCCAGGCUGAGUCAGUUUAAAAGGGCAGCGGCAGCCUCUGGGCUCGGUCGAUGUUAAACGCCCCCUACUCUCCACUACGUUUUUGGUGCCGUCUUGCCCUUCGCGUGGGCUGGCGCCAAGUGUGAAGAGCUGGGGUGGGCCCGGGGUGGGAAGUUUCGUGCAAAGAGAAUCUGACCAGUGACUCGUGAGGAAAACUGACUGGUGCACCCGGGAUUGGCUGCGCCGCCGGAGGGCCAGAGAAGGCGACCUGCUCCUGUGGGGCGUUCCUCAUUCCUCGAAUAGUUGUGCUCAUCUCCCGUUAAGUACUAGGCACCAAGUCUUAAAGAAACAUUAUUACAGCUUCCUUUACUGAGUUUUCUCAGACAGGAGUGUUAGACACACUACGUCCCCUGUCCAGGGUCACACAGCUGGUAAUGGAAGACACAGAAUUUGGACACUUGCCUCUCCGGUCUCCUACACAGGUUGUAGUUAAGGACUUAGUAAACCAAAUUUCCUCCCAAGCAUAGACCCUUUCCUUCCAGGGCAAGCUCCAGCAUGGGGUGAGGUACAGAAGAGAGACUUGAAGGAUACACCCUGGCACUCAAGCACAAAACCUGCACCCUUGACCAGGGUCUCUUAUUCCACGUCUGUGAUGGGGCAAAAUGGGAACAGCACAUCCUGCUCCAGAGGCACAGGGAGAGAACAAGCUAUAUCCACCACUCCUUCCCAAGAAGGAGGGGAACAGAAGCUUCAGAGCCCACCCCUGCAGGACUCACGGUACAUGGUAAACCUAGCUGCAGCCCACCUCUGAAACAGCCACAGCACCUUCUGUGAGAGAAGGAACCCCGGAAUCUGCGGACCAGUUUUCCAGGCCUCCCUCUCUUCCCUCUGCUACCGUUCGUUCCCUUUCUAGGCCUUAAAACUGAAAAUAACUCUCAGCUGGAGGAGGUGGACUCCAGAGUGUGAGUGGCACGCUGCACCCUGAGGGCGCCCGGCCUGGCCCUCAUCAUGCUCGCUGCCUCAGAGGCAGCAGCCGGCAGGCCUUAUGAGUGCAGUGAGUGUGGAAAGAGCUUCCGCUACAGUUCGGUGCUCCUGCGGCAUGAGCGCGCCCAUGGUGGCGACAGCCGCUUCCGCUGUCUAGAGUGCGGCGAGCGCUGCGCACAGGCCGCAGACCUCCGUGCGCACCGACGCGCUCAUGCGGGCCAGACGCUCUACAUCUGCAAUGAGUGUGGCCAGAGCUUCCAUCACAGCGGCCGCCUUGACCUACACCAGAGCGCGCACAGGCGGCGCAGCCGCUCCUGCCGCUGCCGAGCUUGCGGCCGCUGCUUCCCACACCUCCCGGCUCUGCUGCUGCACAGGCGCCACUGGCACCCUCCCGAGCGGCCCCGCCGCUGUCCGCUGUGCCCUCGUGCCUUCCGCCAGAGUGCACUGCGCUUCCACCAGGCACGGGCACACCCGUGGGGGACACCGGCCGUGCCCGCUGACACGCUCCAUCGCUGCACUCAGUGCCACCGGGCCUUCCGCAGCGGUGCGGGACUUCGGAGCCAUUUGCGUGUCCACGCAGCCAGGAGCCCUGGUGACUCCACACUUCGGCAGCCAGGCACUUCGGACGCACACCAAUGUGGUGUGUGUGGCAAGAACUUUGGCAAGAGCUCCACACUAACGCGACAUCUGCAGACGCACUCGGGUGAGAAACCUUUCAAAUGCCCGGAGUGUGGCAAGGGCUUCUUGGAGAGCGCCACCCUGGUGCGCCAUCAGCGCACGCACACGGGCGAGAAGCCCUACGCCUGCAGCGACUGCGGGCGCCGCUUCAGCGAGAGCUCCACGCUGCUGCGCCAUCGGCGCAGCCACCAGGGAGAGCGGCCACACGCAUGCGCCACGUGUGGCAAGGGCUUCGGGCAGCGCUCCGACCUUGUGGUGCACCAGCGCAUCCACACAGGCGAGAGGCCCUUCCCCUGUACUGAGUGUGGCCGCUGCUUCAGCGACCGCUCGGAUCUCACGAAGCACAGGCGCACACACACAGGCGAGAAGCCCUACCGCUGUGAGUUGUGCGGCAAGCACUUCACGUGCGUGUCCAACCUCAACGUGCACCGGCGCAACCAUGCUGGCCACAAGCCCCAUAAGUGCCCUGAGUGUGGCAAAGCCUUCAGUGUGGGCUCCAAGCUGGCACUGCACCGCAAGACGCACCUGGGCGAGCGGCCGGCGGAAUGUGCAGAGUGUGGCAAGUGUUUCAGCCACAGCCGCUCCCUGUCGCAACACCAGCGGGCCCACACUCGUGCUCGCGCGGCCGCAGCUACAGCUGCCGCUGCCACUCAGACCAAGGCGGGCACUGCCCUCAUCUUUGCUGGGCAAGCAGGACAGGAAAAGCCAGGGCUUUUUGUGUCUCAGUUGAGAAAGACUUGCUGAGAGGUCUCCGGAGUGGGCUAGAUAAGCACUGUUUUAGUGCCGUAGGGGUGGGUGGGACAACUCGCAGGUGGAGUUCUGUGGAAAAACAGCGUGGCACAUCACCUUUCUCCAUCUCUGUUGGUAGCACUUCACCUGGCCUCUCGCUGCACCCCUACACCUACUUCCCCCGUCAGCUCUUCGCCUGUUCUCUGUCCGUCCUUCUCCCCCUUUGAGGUGUAGGUGCAGGGGGAACCUCCCAGACCCCACGAGUGGAAGAGCGCCCAAGUACUGGUGUGUCCCAUCCCUGCUGCUGUGCUCUCAGGUGUUUCCUGUUUUCCCAUCAGCAUCCUGUCUUCUCUUGUCCCAUCUCCUUUUUCCAGCCUGAGUCUCCUCUACCUCUUCUAGAUACUUUUGGUGUCCUGCCUCUUCAGGUCAUGACCACAGAUGUGCCGGCCGGAGUCACAUCCCACAGGCCCUGUGGUUUUCUUGCCUCUUCCUUUCACUUGACUGUUAGCCUCUCUGCUGCUUUCUCCCUCAGCUUCUGAGAGAUGGGAAAUUUGCAGAGAGAUAGUGGGGAAGCUCACUUCACUGAAAGAUAUCUCCACACCAGAAGCACCCAGAGAAGUGCUUCACACCCUGUAAAGGUGGGCAGGAGCUCCCAGCAUGGCCGCCCACCUGUCCCAUGGGACAGACCUGUUGGUGUACAGCUCAAGGUGCCUCUCAGGACCGUGUUCUCCAGGUGGGGGACAUCAGCCCCGGGACCUGAGUCAAGACCACAUGGGUCCACAAAGCUGGGCACUGCCAAGUGCAGUAAGAACGCUAUACACAAAUUAAGCUUGGAGCCAUGAGGAAACUGAGCUCCACAGAGGCCACAGUGCAGGGCUGAAAAUUCCCUGUAAUUGGCCAGCGAUGUUUUUUGCUUGCAGGUGGUGAAAUAAAGAAUUAUUUGAGUUCCAGAUGCCAAGAGCUCCCUUUGUCAAACCUGAGGCUGCUGUAUUUGCAGACUUCAGGAGUCACCCAAGAGACAGGCCCUUUCAAAAUUCCAAGGUCUCUGGUCCCUUCCCUAGUUAGCUCAGCAAUCUUGCUCGUAUAACCCCCUCAUUUUUGCACUGGAAGGCAAGACUCUUCAGGGGCCCCUAUACGUUUGGUUCUCUUGGUUAGCGGAGAGUACAGAUGUGGCCCAGGAACACAUACCUCUAAUCCUACUCCAGCCCAACCCUCUGGAAUUCCCUAGUGCCUUGCUUGAAUGCAAGAGUGGAGGGAGUGCCAAAGCGAAUUGGGAAAGAAAGCUGGGUCUUCAGGGUGGGUGCAGGUGGGGGCUUGCAGAGAGAAGAAUAAGGCCUGCACUUAGGGUGCACU
Messenger RNA from Kogia breviceps (pygmy sperm whale), 3979 nucleotides. It is a transcript of the gene ZNF672, whose product is annotated as zinc finger protein 672. The record is from RefSeq and is a predicted model, not a curated record. Lineage: Eukaryota; Metazoa; Chordata; Mammalia; Artiodactyla; Physeteridae.